AUGGCAGCCAAGAUAUCAAGGGACCAGGUCAAAAGGAACAACACUGAGGGUUCUUGCUGGGUGAUUGUAAACGAUAAAGUAUAUGACAUUACAAGUUUCUUGGCAGACCACCCUGGUGGAGACGGAAUACUGUUAGAAUUUGCUGGCACUGAUAUCACUUUUGUUCUAAACGACAUCAACUAUCACACACAUUCGGAUGCAGCUUACGAUCUUUUGACUGAACAUUAUAUCGGCGAUCUUGCAAAGGAGGAGGAGAAAGAUGAUGCAGUGGAAAGCUUGAAAGUGAAUGAUCCCAAGCAAGGACAAAAGACAACUACAAAGGAUAAGAUGGUUGUGGGCUCAGAACGCGAUGAACAAUUUCUGGAUCUUCGCAAAGCCCUGUUUCCGCAACUAUGGAAUGCAACCUACUCAAAGGAAUUCUAUUUGGAACAAGUCCAUCGACCUCGAUAUACGCCAUAUACGGUGCCUUAUUUUGACCAUCCACUAUUGGAUAAGUUAUCUAAAACAAAUUGGUAUGUAGUACCGAUGGUAUGGUUACCCUUUGUGUUUUACCAGGCGUGGAGAUCCCUUCAUUGUUCUGGCGCCUCUACCGAGAUUCUGAUCCAAGGCUUUGUCAGUGGCAUCUUCUUUUGGACCUUGUUUGAAUACAUAUUGCAUCGAUUUUUGUUCCAUUUGGAUGACUUGGUACCAGAUCAUCCCAUAUUUCUGUUGAUCCAUUUCACAUUGCACGGUAUUCAUCACCAUAUGCCAAUGGACCGCUUGAGAUUGGUCAUGCCACCUGCAUUGACAGUAAUUUUAAGUGUGCCCGUCUUUAAAAUAGCACAUGGCCUGUUUUACCCUGCAUUUGCAUUUGCAUUUGUUGGUGGCACCUUCUUUGGCUACAUAUGUUACGACAUGAUUCAUUACUAUCUUCAUCAUGCAAAGGUUCUGGAGAUUUACUUCAAGGAACUCAAGAGAUACCAUGUUGCCCAUCACUACAAAAACUUCAACAGUGGAUUCGGAAUCACUUCAAAAUUAUGGGAUUAUGUUUUUGGCACAGUGUUAACCUAUGAAAACUCUAAAUCAUAA
Mucor velutinosus is the source of this 1068-nucleotide messenger RNA. RefSeq names its product 6PF2K domain-containing protein. Gene Ontology annotation, molecular function: heme binding; iron ion binding; fatty acid 2-hydroxylase activity. The transcript has 2 exons. NCBI's taxonomy places the organism in Eukaryota, Fungi, Mucoromycota, Mucoromycetes, Mucorales, Mucoraceae. Bases 1 to 1068 code for a protein of 355 amino acids. Gene Ontology annotation, cellular component: membrane; endoplasmic reticulum. Gene Ontology annotation, biological process: fatty acid metabolic process; lipid biosynthetic process. The record is from RefSeq and is a predicted model, not a curated record.